This is a messenger RNA of Marmota monax (woodchuck), 2335 nucleotides long. It is a transcript of the gene Redic1, whose product is annotated as chromosome unknown C12orf40 homolog. The record is from RefSeq and is a predicted model, not a curated record. Bases 273 to 2174 code for a protein of 633 amino acids. The transcript is spliced from 13 exons. NCBI's taxonomy places the organism in Eukaryota, Metazoa, Chordata, Mammalia, Rodentia, Sciuridae.
GGAUAUACAGUUCUUCUUUAAGGUUUUUUUUUUUUUUUUCUCUUCUCUUUUCUUUUCUUUUUUAGAUGCCAUAAGGGGAAGAGAAAGCAGAAAGACUCACAAAACGAGACAAGGGAAAGUAACCAGGGAGGAGGGAUAAGAUGAUCAAUAUCUAAUUAAUAUGAAAAGAAGAAAGUGAAGGGGCACUGGUAAAAACAAAGUAUCAAAUGCAAAUACUUGGGAAUGUGUUUUGAUCUGAAGUGGGGUUUGUUUUUUUGUCUGUGAUUUCAUGAAUGGUCCCAGAACCUAACAGAACCAGGGUUCUGAUCAAGCAAGAGAGGAGAAAACAAAAGGAAUACUUUGAAAGGAACAGGUUAAAAUCAAAAAUGAAAUUACUGGGAGUUUUGUCCCCUGCAAAAAAUUCCACUGCCAGUUUAGACCUCCUUAACCUAUAUAUGGUAAAUCAGAUAUCUUGUAAGAAGAAAACACCUGAAACUGUAAAAAAACCAUUCCAUGUGAAUAUGAAUAGCAACAUAAAAAUGCUUCCAAAGAAACGUGAAUUAGAACUUCCAAUGUCACCUCAUUGUACACCUUCUAAACUCUGCCUUGAUGAUGUAGAAAACAAUAUACACUAUCAAAAACUAGGUAACAAGGAAGAACUUGGCCAAGUUCAGUUAUCUCAAGUUAAGAACUCAUACAGUAUGUUUGAACCUCAGUUCAGCAAAAUAGAAAAGUGCAAUUUUACUCCACCAUCUUUUUCAGCAGAAUUAUCUUCUCACAGACAUAUUCCAAAACAAAAUUUAAUUCCCAGAAUAGCAUCUAGUCCUCAGAGUCUUGUAUAUGAAAAAAAUCAAGAUGGGCAGCUCAACAAUGUGGAUGGUUCUAAUUCUUUGGUUUCCAAAAUAAAUGAAAGUCAAGAUGAUCUCAGUUCAUCAUAUAAACCAGCACAAUUUGGAACAUUAUUUGAAAGAUUAAACAGUCUAGGAAAUGGGAAUUUCCUUUCUAAAAGAUCAGCAAUAAUUAUGAGUGAGGAUUUUGGGAACAUGGAUAAAAGAAGACAGUCAGAUUUCAUUAUUGAAAAACAGUCAAUACAACAAAUCUGGGGAGAAAAUGGAAAAGAAGUUUCAAGUUUUCUGGAGAAUGUGAAUGAGCCAACACAUAGACUUCUGUCAGAGAAUUGUGACUCUUUUGUUCCUCAAAAUAUGAUAAAUUUAUUAGACCUUGAUCAACAAAGGGUAAAGAAAACCUUUGACAAAUGUGGCUAUGAUAGUUUAGGGGAUAUUUGUUUGGUUACAAGUUCGGAUGAAAACCAUUCCAUUGAUGGAAACAGAAGCAUUUUUACAGCUCCAGAGUCAACUUUUAGUAGUUCUACUUUAAAUAAAACAAGUUAUCCAGAAAAACAUCAACCAAACAGGAACUAUCAGGAAAAGCACAACAAUAAUGAAAUAAAUGACUUUGCUACAUGUUUUGAGGAUUGUUACCUGAUCAGCUCUGAAAAGAAAGGAAAACUUAACAAUGUUUACCAAGAGAAAACACCACAGAAAAAUAUCCAGGAAUAUCCAGUGAACUCUAUGGGCAGUGUCCCUUUGCAAGAAUUGUAUUCUAAGCAAUCCUGGGAUUUAAGACUUGGUGAGAUUGUGAUGGAAGAAGGAAGAACAUGUUCUUUAAAAGGAAGGCCAACAUCCACAAAGAAAAUCUGUCUUGAUUCUUCACAGAGUAGUCAGUCUGCCAGUUACUCUCCAAGGCCAACGGAUAGUUGUUUAAGUUCUAGUUCAGAGAUGCCAUCAGAAGAUGAAGAUCAAAUGUUACAGCAAAUUGAAGACUCAAAUAAGAUAUGUGUCAAAACUACUGAAACAACCAAUGAUUUUCAUCUAGAAAGGAUGUCAAAAGUUUCAGGUGAUAGGAUUGGUAAAGAUAAUGCCAAAAUUCACAAACAAACUGAAAAUUUCUACCCAUUCUCAGUGAAAAAUAAUACAGAUCAAUCUCCUCAGUUGCAGUGCAAUUCAGCACAUGUGUUGCAAAACAUAAUCAAUAAUAACUGCAUUCUGCCAGUUGUAAGAUGUGAUGCAGGGGUACAAACAGAGAGAGAACCUGCAAUGGAAGAAAAAUUUGAUGCUGCCGUACAGUGUAAUAUAAUUUCACUGUGUACAUGUAGAAGUGAUGUGUCUCCUCUUUGCCAUAUAGAAAUACAGUGAAAAUAUUAAGGCAUAUACCACUGGAGGGCAGGAAAUCCUUAAGAAAAACUAGUAUUCUAAAAUCUCAGUCUAGGAUGUAACAUUUCAGUUGACCUUGGAAGGCAAUAAUAAAUGUUCAGAAUUUAAUUAACAUAAUAAGGAAUGAGAAAAUGUAACUAAGC